Molecule: messenger RNA, 6360 nt
Organism: Sabethes cyaneus
Lineage: Eukaryota; Metazoa; Arthropoda; Insecta; Diptera; Culicidae
Gene: sli
Product: protein slit
Exons: 19
Coding region: 1889-6337 (1482 amino acids)
Biological process (GO): axon guidance; negative chemotaxis
Molecular function (GO): Roundabout binding; heparin binding; calcium ion binding
Source: RefSeq, a predicted model, not a curated record
UAUGGUCGCACUCUAGUUCAGGUUCAUCUUUCUAUGAUUUCCUGUUGUAAGGGGAGUGAGAAAAUCACUAUCCUGAUGGAUAUCGUUGUGCGUUGACGUCGUGCAUUCCAACAUUGUUGGGUGGAUGUUUAAGUUUGUGCGGGGUUAGUGUCUAUCUAAUCCUUACAGUGGCAGCGAAGUGUUUUUGGAAGGAAUAAACGUAAUUUGUGAAUUGUUUUGAGAGAAGGCAUACCUUCCAGAUUGUGUCGAUAUGAUUGUUUAGUUGAAUUAAGAUUGAAUACAAGUGGAAACGGAAGGAAUAGAUUUUUGGCGCGUUUGCGCGCAAUCCUCCACCAUUCCGCCAUUGGACGUACGGCGAAUGCCUGGUCGAUGAUCGAUAUCAGCGCCCACCGCCGGAAGGAGAGCGACGAAAAGUUGAAUGAAAAGCGUGUCAUGUACACAAAGCAGUACUUGCAGGGUUAAGAAGAACGGAUGCAUUGCCCUUUCAUCGGCACUACGGAUCAAGAAGCAACUGAAGAAACGCAAUAUACCGGUUCAAGCAGAAAUCCUUUUUAGUAAGUGCGGUGGUAUGAAAUUGUGCUGAAAAGAGAAGUGCUUACUGUAGCCGUGGAAGAGUUGAAUGAAAAAUAAGCCCACGGAGAAAUGUGCACACAUGUGUAUAGUGUACCAUAACAGAAAAGAAAGUACUGUAUAAAAUAUUAACGAAGCUGGAGAAUACGUAGAGAAAGAGAGUAAGUGCAAGUAGGAAAAUUAAAGCCCUUCUGGAGUUUGUUGUUUAUUUGAAGGUAAAAGGAGACGGUUGUCGAUACGGUACAUUAGGCGUAGCAUUUACCCAUACUUCGUCAACCCUUGACAGUUGUAAAAGGAGCACCGUCGUAUGCUGAAGGGAUUCGUAUUAUAAAAAAACGCGUUCAUUCUUACACGAUAAUGUGAAUGUCUGCCAUAAAUAAGCUAUUGACACUGGUGUUUCCAACUGGAAUGAACGUGGAUUAACUUCUUUAGAAAGAAAGUCCACCGACCGAGAAAACCGAAACCAGAGUUGGGCAGACUCGAUUGAAUGGGAUUAUAGUGCAGUAGGACCGACCAUCAACUGCUCCGGAGCGGAGGUCCGUGUUCGGUUGACUGAUGCAGAAGUGAAAUUUUAAUUAUUACUAAAAGUUAACCUCUUCCUAGUUGGUCUAUAUCUGCACUUUUGAGUGCCAGCGAGCCGAAUAGUCAAUCGUUCUACCGGACGGAAAUGUGCGACGAAGCGGAGAGCAAGGGAAAAGUAACAAUAUUAGCAGACAGAUAAACCUGCAACAUCUCCGAGCGCAGGAUUCGUGCAGUAGGGCAGCAGAUAACGGCGACGACACUGGCGCAAGUUGCAUGCUGUAAAAGUUUUUCGCAUGCACCAGCCUCAUCGAAAUGCGAAACACGUGCUGAGCAGCGAAGAAAAGUGUAUCGCGGCAACAGCGGCAGUUAUGAAAAUUAAUUGAAUACAGAAUUUCCCGCCAGCAGCGGUGAGAGUGCUAAAAUUUAUAAUUAAAUUAGUGUGGAUAAUAGUUUUUUCGGCUGCUGGAGAGAUCUGCUUCUGGUGGAGAACUGUUUGGACAAGCUGUUCCCCUGCCGGCCUUCAUUUAAGCGUAAUAAUUUGUGCAGAAUGUGUGGCAUUUAAUAGUGAUCAUAAAGGCCAGACGCAACACAAAGCCGCAGUUUCUGAGUGAAGAAUCCCAAACAAAUAAUCGCUAAUAAGCUAAAAGUGUGAAAAUAUCGUGCCCCAUUCCGGGCAGUCGUUCGUUCCGUGAAUGUACAUAAUUCAAUGAAAUCACCGUCCCGAAAUUCAUUAUAUUAAAUAAAAUAAUAACAUUGAAAAGGCGGAGGUGCAAAGUUUAAUGCGUGGUGUGCCAAAAUGGCAAGUGCCCGUUAUUGGUCCAUACCACCGUUCAAAAUGUUAGCUCUGACUGUGCUUUUGCUGACCCUCGCCGGCCAUUCUUUGUGCGAACCGUACGGCGGUGGACACUAUGGGUUGAAUGGCGCGACGACACGCUGUCCGCGGCUGUGUUCCUGCACCGCCCAAACCGUGGAUUGCUCACACCGAGGACUGACGCAGGUGCCGAGGAAGAUCCCUGUGGAUACCGAUAGACUGGAUCUACAAGGCAACAACAUCACCGUCAUCUACGAAUCAGAUUUCCAGGGUUUAUCGAAGCUGCGAAUAUUGCAACUGACGGAUAACCAAAUCUACACGAUAGAGAAGGAUGCCUUAAUGGAUCUGCUUUCCCUGGAACGAUUACGACUUAAUAGCAAUCGCUUAAAAUCAAUACCAGAUAAUUUUUUAUCGAGCGCUGCUAAUUUAUUACGAUUAGAUCUCUCGCACAAUGUCCUCACGGCUAUCCCGAAGCGGGCCUUCAAAGGUGCUACUUCACUGCGAAGUCUACAGCUGGAUAACAAUCAAAUCACCUGCCUGGACGAGCAGGCCGUCAAAGGAUUAGCGGAGCUGGAAAUACUGACGUUGAACAACAAUAACAUUACGACCCUCCCUCGGGAUAUGUUUACCGGAAUGCCUCGGCUGCGCGCCCUGCGUCUUUCGGAGAAUCCAUUCGCGUGCGAUUGUCAUCUGUCAUGGUUGGCAAAGUAUCUGAAAAAUGCACCACGCCUGGCGCCUUACACGCGAUGCCACUCGCCCAGCCAACUCAAAGGCCAGAUCGUGGCCGAUCUGCACGACCAGGAGUUCAAGUGCUCAGGUCUGACAGAGAACGCUCCGAUGGAAUGCGGCGGUAGGAGUUUGUGUCCACAUCCGUGUCGAUGCGCCGACGGUAUCGUGGAUUGUCGUGAAAAAAGCUUGACUAGCGUGCCAUCCACGCUGCCAGAAGAUACCACAGAAUUGCGGCUAGAGCAAAACUACAUCACCGAAAUCCCCCCGAAAGCGUUCGCCAGCCACCGAAGACUGAAGCGAAUAGAUUUGUCUAAUAACAACAUUUCACGCGUUGCCUACGAUGCCUUCAGUGGACUGAAAUCGCUUACAUCGCUUGUCCUCUAUGGCAAUAAAAUUAAGGAUUUGCCGGCAAGUGUAUUUAAGGGAUUAACGUCGCUCCAGCUGCUUCUGUUGAACGCCAACGAAAUCACGUGCGUGCGGAGGGACGCCUUCAAGGACCUACAGAAUCUCAGUCUAUUGUCGCUGUACGAUAACAACAUACAGACGCUGGCCAACGGCACGUUCGACUCGCUCAAGAGCAUUCAAACUUUACACUUGGCACGUAAUCCCUUCAUUUGCGAUUGUAAUCUACGGUGGCUGGGCGAUUAUUUGCAUCAAAAUCCAAUCGAAACCAGUGGAGCCCGCUGCGAUUCACCCAAACGAAUGCAGCGGCGCCGCAUAGAAGCCCUUAAGGAUGAGAAAUUUAAAUGCACUGAUAAUUUAAGUAAAACCAUAUAUGCUGGUGAAUGUCGCAUGGAUCAGGAGUGUCCUGCAGCUUGCCAUUGUGACAGAACAAAGGUGGAUUGCUCGGCUCGCGGAUUGAAGGAAAUUCCAAAGGAUAUACCUCUCUACACCACUGAACUUUUGUUGAACGACAAUGAACUGAAUCGGAUCCGAUCAGAUGGUCUAUUCGGUCGUUUGCCGAAUUUGAUCAAGCUCGAUCUACGACGAAACCAAAUCAUGAACAUCGAACCGAAUUCCUUCGAAGGCGCCAUAAAGAUACAAGAGCUACAGAUAAGUGAAAACAAAAUAGCAGAGGUUCACAAUAAAAUGUUUCUAGGACUGCACCAGCUAAAAACUUUGACAUUACAAGAUAACUUGAUUUCCUGCGUAAUGCCAGGAUCGUUCGAGUUUCUUUCGUCUUUGUCGCAGCUAAACCUUGCGUCAAAUCCUUUUCGCUGCAACUGCCAUCUAGGUUGGUUUUCGGAUUGGCUGCGCAAGAAACAACUCGGUGGUACUCCAGCUCGAUGUGCCUCUCCGGCUAAAGUUCGUGAUAUCCCUGUGAAAGAUUUGCCUCACUUUGAGUUCAAGUGUUCCACGGAAGCCGACCAGGGUUGCCUCGGAGAAGACUACUGUCCACCGUCCUGCACAUGCACCGGGACCGUGGUUCGAUGUUCUCGAAACAAGUUGAAAGAAAUCCCAAGGUCUAUUCCUUCCGAAACAACCGAACUGUACCUGGAGUCCAAUGAAAUUUCAAUCAUUCACACUGAACGGAUCCAACAUUUAAAGUCGCUUACUCGAUUGGACUUAAGUAACAACAAAGUGAGCAUGUUAUCCAACUACACUUUUGCAAACUUGACUCGCCUAUCCACGCUUAUCAUCAGCUAUAACAAUCUGCAGUGUGUCCAGCAGCAUGCGUUCGCCGGAUUAAAAAGUCUGAAGGUUUUAUCCUUGCAUGGAAAUCAUAUUUCCAUGAUUCCGGACGGAUCGUUCGUUGAUCUUCAGUCUAUUACUCACAUUGCUCUCGGAAGCAAUCCACUAUACUGCGAUUGCUCUCUCAAAUGGUUAUCAGAGUGGGUGAAACGAGAUUACGUUGAACCAGGUAUCGCCCGUUGUGCGGAACCUGAAGCCAUGAAGGAUAAACUUGUUCUGUCGACACCGGCAAGUCAAUUCGUUUGCAAAGGAAAAGUUAGCAAUGAAAUUCUCUCCAAAUGUGAUGCCUGCUACACAUUCCCUUGUAAGAAUAAUGCUGCAUGUAAAGCGCUACCUGAAAGGCAAUAUGAAUGCCAAUGUCCUCCAGGAUAUCACGGGGUUCACUGUGAACUAAUGAUUGACGCUUGUUACGGAAAUCCAUGUCGAAACAACGGGACAUGCACGGUACUCGAAGAGGGACGGUUUAGUUGUCAGUGUGUGUCGGGUUAUUCGGGAGCCCGAUGUGAAAUCAAUAUAGACGAUUGCACAAAUCACAAGUGUGCCAAUAAUGCCACUUGUGUGGAUGGAGUGAAUUCUUACAAUUGUGCAUGUUUACCCGGUUAUACGGGACCGUACUGUGAAUCAAAGAUCGAAUUCUGUGGUAAAGACUUCAAUCCAUGCCAGAAUGGCGCUAAAUGCGUUGAUCACUCCACACAUUACAGUUGUGAGUGCAUUCCUGGCUAUCGAGGUAUCAAUUGCACAGAAAACAUUGACGACUGCAUAAAUCAUAUGUGCCAAAAUGGAGGAACCUGUAUUGAUGGUAUUAACGAUUAUAUGUGCAAAUGUCCAUCAGAUUUCACCGGGAAAUUUUGCGAAGGAACGCCGAUGGUCGCAAUGCUCUACCCACAGACGUCUCCAUGCCAGCAACAUGAGUGCAAAUUUGGUGUUUGCUUUCAACCGAAUCCCUCCAGUGCUGAUUAUGUUUGCAAAUGUGCUCCUGGUUAUUCGGGCAAACGCUGUGAAUAUCUAACGAGCUUGACAUUCUUGCACAAUAACUCAUUCGUCGAGCUGGAACCGCUCAGGACAAAACCGGAGGCAAACGUUACGAUAGUUUUUAGUAGCACACAACAAAAUGGCGUGUUGAUGUACGACGGCAACAACGAACACCUUGCUGUGGAGCUGUUCAACGGACGCAUUCGCGUGAGCUAUGAUGUGGGAAAUUACCCGGUUUCUACAAUGUAUAGCUUUGAGAUGGUAGCUGAUGGAAAAUAUCACCUGGUGGAACUGAUCGCAGUGAAAAAGAAUUUCACACUUCGUGUCGAUCGAGGAUUAGCCAGAUCAAUCAUCAACGAAGGAACAAAAGAUUAUCUAAAAUUAACCAGCCCAAUGUUUUUGGGUGGUUUGCCACCUGAACCAGGCCAGCAAGCGUACAAACUGUGGCAUCUAAGAAAUCUCACCAGUUUCAAAGGCUGUAUGAAGGAGGUCUGGAUCAAUCACAAACAAGUCGACUUUCUCAAUGCGGCUCGUCAACAAAAAGUUACGCCUGGUUGUACCCUUCUAGAUACCGAAAACGAGGGGGAGGUCGAUGACGAGUUUAUGCAAGAAACACCGAUGAUAGUCAAAGAGGUAAUUGCCAGCACUGUUUUAAGUUCUACAUAUACUUACAUUAUUUUAUUCGUUACUCAACAGGUGGACCCCUGCGAGAAUCACCAGUGUAAGCGGGGUGGCAAGUGCAUACCCAAUGGAAAGGGAAGCUAUUCCUGCAAGUGUAAGAACGGUGCCAAGGGCAAAUUUUGUGACCAAGGUUCAUCCACUUGUCGCAAGGAACAAGUUCGAGAAUACUACACCGAGAAUGAUUGUCGAUCUCGGCAGCCAUUAAAGUACGCAAAGUGCGUAGGUGGCUGCGGGAACCAAUGUUGCGCCGCCAAAGUCGUACGACGAAGAAAAGUACGCAUGGUGUGUAGCAACAAUACCAAAUAUAUCAAGCACCUUGAUAUCGUGCGCAAAUGCCAUUGUACAAAGAAAUGCUACUGACUGCAAGACGCGACUACCCGAAC